This is a messenger RNA of Mesocestoides corti, 1062 nucleotides long. Lineage: Eukaryota; Metazoa; Platyhelminthes; Cestoda; Cyclophyllidea; Mesocestoididae. The record is from the annotation of a GenBank genome assembly.
AUGCUAUUGGAAGAACCUGAGUCGGCCUACUUCAACAAUAUUUCGCAUGAGUCUGAUGGCAGUGUAGAUGAAAGCAGCUACGGUUUAUAUUGUAGGAUAAAAAACAUCGACCUAACUUCUGGGACUAUCGAUGUCGACAAAGUGUGGAAAAUUUUAUCAAUUGAAGAGAAAAGGGAAUUUCAUCGGCAAUUAGUGACGGGUAGUAUCUAUUCCGCAGUUCCAGUUUGGACGCCGUGGUGGCAGUCAGCCGCAGAGGACCUCGUCACAUCCUUUCCUGAUGACUUUUUAAGUACUAAUGAAUCUAAAGAAGUCACAAUAAUGGCCAAACCCUUGUCGAAAUUGCUUUCUACCAAACCGCAUUCGUCUGUUGUCUUCUCACUAGCGGAGACCUUAUUAGGUUUUGUCUUUGUGUCAAGGUACUUCAAUGGCGAUAAUCUGUCUGACAUGUGCCUGGAUGCUUGCGACCUGCUAAUCAAAUUGGUUUCCUAUUUCCAAGGUCAAGUGGAUAAAAAAAACAACCCGAACACGACUCAGAUUGUCAGGAGCGGACCAACAAAACCGAUUAAUUUUACCAACUUUACAGAGGUUCUUGCUUCAUUCCAAUUGCGUCUUGCACACAAUCGCCUCACUUGCUCCCACGAGUUACUCCUACUCAUCACAGAUGACCUCUAUUGUCUUCUAAAAAGGCCUGAUGUGCUUCUGAACCGGGCUUUGUGCGACGCCGAGAAAAUGCUGUUACAGGUCAGGCCUAGAAAUGCCGAAAUUAUAUCUGCCCGUCGCAAGGUGGUAUUUCUUCGAGCCUGCACAGGAAACCUUGACGAUGCUUCGAAAGAAUGGUGUCGCACCUAUCUCCCGACACUUGCGCAAGAGGUCGAAAUUUCACUUUGCGAUCAAACAAUGCGAAUCGAGGCGGAGGGAUUACCAGAUAAUGGUCGAGGACCCACUAAACCGAUGGCGGCUGGUCCCAAUUGGCGCAAUAUAAUCCGAGAGGGCAGGCCCCAACCCAUUCCUUCAAUCGAACAGUUGAAUUCCCAACCCUUACACAUGGACGAAAGCCUGUAA